CAACUGCAAGGUAGUAAGAAAAAAUCCAGCAAGUGCAAGGCAAGUGAUGAUUUGUCAAAUGUAGAAAAGAGAUUGCAAAAGAUGGUUAAGAAAGUUAGUACUAAGAAGCACAAGAAUGAUAAGACAAAUCGGCAGUUUCAAGAAAAGCACAGCAAAGAUAACAAUGUAGAUUUGCUUCAUGAAGAUAAUGGAGAUGAAGCCACACAAGAAAACUGGGAUGGAGUUCAACAGAAAACAAAUGAUGUGAAAGUAAAAUCUAGAGGCAAAAUGCAUAGUGGUAAGAAAAAGGCCAGCAAAUGCCAGACAAGUGAUGGUUUGCACAAUGGAGAUAAUGAAGCAAAAUUUUCUUGUGACACAGAUGUGUGCCAUAGAGACAAAGCCACAAUAGAUAAAUGGGAAGAAAUUCCAAAAGAAAAGGCUGAUGAUGUUAAAGUGAAAUCCAAGAUGCAAAGCGGUAAGAAAAAAGCUAGUAAACAUCCAGCAAGUGAUGGUUUGCGCAAUGGAGAUAAAGGAGCAAAAUUUUCUUGUGAUAUAGAAGGGUGUGAUAUGAGCUUCAGCACCCAGCAGGACUUGGCGUUACAUAAGCGAGACAUUUGUCCUGUAAAGGGAUGCAAGAAGAAAUUCUUCUGCCACAAAUAUUUGCUUCAGCACCGCAAAGUCCACCUGGAUGAGAGGCCGCUCAUGUGUUCAUUCACAGGCUGCAAGAAGACAUUCAAGUGGCCAUGGGCGAGGACAGAGCACAUGAGGGUGCAUACGGGGGUGCGCCCAUAUGCAUGCACAGAACCUGGCUGCACUCAGACAUUCCGGUUUGUGUCGGAUUUCAGUCGUCACAAGAGGAAGACUGGCCAUUCCUGUGAUAAGAAAAAGAAGAACAGUACAUAACUUCUAACUGCUUAUGCACAAGUACAGGUUUCUUCUCUGACGGCAAUUUGAAGGGGAUGCUAAUCGAAUAAUUGCAUCAGAUUCCAUUGGUUGCGGAAUUAGUCGGCAUUAGGAGUCUAAUUCAUUUCAUUGUUUACUGCCUCUGUAUAACAGCUGAUUUUCUGUCGCUUUAGGUCGAACUGACCUGAUGUUGACUGGGAUUAUUCCAUGUCAAUUGUAUCGUUCUUUCGUUGGUCUGAGAAAUUGGGAAGUUUCUGUUGUCAACAAGGUUAAAUUUGGUGUACUUCUGUCGUUCGAAGGCAUGUUAAUCUGUGAUCAAUUUCUCCUGAAAAACAAAAUUGGGUAAGAAUCAUGUGCUGAAACCUGUGGCCUUUUCUUGACCCUUGAAUUGAUUAUCCUAAUCACUAAGGCUGGGGGGCUGCUCCAAUAUGGAGGGCGUCUUAUGACUCCCUCUAUACCCCUUCUGAAGAUGCAGAUGGUUCGGUUCAAGAUGGACUUUUUGACCCUCGAUUUGUUUAUUCUAAGCAACUCGAGUCUUGGUGGGCUAGUGUCAACGGGUGCGGUCAGGAGUGCUUCCGUUGCAAUCCAAGGAUGAUUUUUUGGAGCACUGCGCAGCCUCUUGGCAGCAUGAUGACAGAGUAACUUCAACCGACAAUAGAGGUUUUGUUUGUCUGAGGUUAUCUGAGAAUCAUCUGAAAAUCUGAAUUUAAUGAGAAUCUGUUGUCGAGAGAAUCCACUGGUUGGAUAAGUUGGGAGUUUGGCAACCUCAUUAUUUGUAGUUAAUUAUGUGUUCUGAGUGUAAAAUGACAUAUGUGCCCUUGUGGCUAAUGAUAGCUCAUUUGAUUCA
This is a messenger RNA of Setaria italica (foxtail millet), 1729 nucleotides long. RefSeq names its product lysine-specific demethylase JMJ705-like. NCBI's taxonomy places the organism in Eukaryota, Viridiplantae, Streptophyta, Magnoliopsida, Poales, Poaceae. The transcript has a single exon. Gene Ontology annotation, molecular function: RNA polymerase II cis-regulatory region sequence-specific DNA binding; DNA-binding transcription factor activity, RNA polymerase II-specific. Gene Ontology annotation, biological process: regulation of transcription by RNA polymerase II. The record is from RefSeq and is a predicted model, not a curated record. Bases 82 to 882 code for a protein of 266 amino acids. Gene Ontology annotation, cellular component: nucleus.